Messenger RNA from Myxozyma melibiosi, 2625 nucleotides. RefSeq names its product peptidase family M1-domain-containing protein. Gene Ontology annotation, biological process: proteolysis; peptide catabolic process. Bases 1 to 2625 code for a protein of 874 amino acids. The transcript has 3 exons. The record is from RefSeq and is a predicted model, not a curated record. Gene Ontology annotation, molecular function: peptide binding; metalloaminopeptidase activity; zinc ion binding. NCBI's taxonomy places the organism in Eukaryota, Fungi, Ascomycota, Lipomycetes, Lipomycetales, Lipomycetaceae. Gene Ontology annotation, cellular component: cytoplasm.
AUGCUUGACGCCGUCGUCUCUGGAGGCUACAGCACCUCUGGUGCGAGAGAGAUCCUCCCCCAGAACGUGAAGCCCCUUCACUAUGAUCUAUCCCUGGAGCCUGAUUUUGAGAAAUUCAAAUUCGAGGGUACCGUCUCUAUCCUCUUGGAUGUGUUUGAGACCUCGAAAGAGAUCACUCUCAACUCCCUUGAGAUUGACAUCCACUCCGUCGUGCUCACCCUCCCCGGUGACAAGCUCGUGUCCCUCCACUCCUCUGAGACCAAUGAUGACCAGCAGACCGUCAAGUUCAUCUUCAAUGAGUACUUCACCGCCGGUUCGCAGGUCAAGCUCACCAUUGACUUCACCGGAAUCCUGAACGACAAGAUGGCCGGUUUCUACCGCUCUUCAUACACCGCCGAGGACGGAUCGACAAAGUACAUGGCCACCACGCAGAUGGAGCCCACUGACUGUCGUCGUGCCUUCCCCUGCUUCGAUGAGCCCGCUCUUAAGGCCACCUACGCAAUCACCUUGAUCGCCGACAAGAACCUCACCUGCCUGUCAAACAUGAACGAUAUCGCUACCAAGGACCUUGGCAACGGCAAGAAGGCCGUCUCCUUUGCCAACACCCCGCUCAUGUCGACUUACCUGCUCGCUUUCAUUGUCGCCGAUUUGCGCUAUGUCGAGACCACCUGGUUCCGUAUCCCUGUCCGCGUUUACGCCACUCCCGGAAACGAGAGCCAGGGUGUCUUCUCCUGCGAGCUUGCGGCCAAGACCAUCAAGUUCUUCGAAGAGACCUUUGACAUGCCCUACCCUCUUCCCAAGAUGGAUAUGGUUGCCAUUCCCGAUUUCUCGGCCGGUGCUAUGGAGAACUGGGGUUUGAUCACUUACCGUGUCGUCGACUUGCUCUUCGAUGAGGAGACCUCCGGCGCUGCCACUAAGCAGCGUGUUGCCGAAGUCGUGCAGCACGAACUCGCUCACCAGUGGUUCGGAAACUUGGUUACCAUGGACUGGUGGGAGGGCCUAUGGCUCAACGAGGGUUUCGCUACCUGGAUGUCGUGGUUCUCCUGCAAUGAGUUCUACCCUGACUGGAAGGUGUGGGAGUCAUACGUCACCGACAACCUCCAGGCUGCUCUCCGUCUUGAUGGAUUGCGUUCCUCGCAUCCCAUUGAGGUCCCCGUCAAGCGUGCCGAUGAGAUCAACCAGAUCUUUGACGCUAUCUCCUACUCCAAGGGAUCCUGCGUCUUGCGAAUGGUCUCCAAGUUCCUCGGAGAAGACGUCUUUAUCGCCGGUAUCCGCAAGUACCUCAAGAAGCACAAGUACGGCAACACCCAGACUGGUGACUUGUGGGCCGCUCUUUCAGAGGUUUCUGGCAAGGAUGUCUCUGCUUUGAUGGACUCCUGGACCAAGCAGGUUGGAUACCCUGUUCUGACCGUGACUGAGGCUGCCGAUGGCAAGAGCAUCACCGUCCGCCAAAACAGAUUCCUGACCUCGGGUGACGUCAAGCCUGAGGAGGAUGAGACCAUUUUCCCCGUUUCGCUCGGCUUGAGAACGAAGAAGGGCGUCGAUGAGGAGUUGAUGCUCAACACUCGCGAGGCCACUUUCCCCGUCGACACUGGCUUCUACAAGAUCAACGCUGACCACUCUGGCAUCUACCGCACUGCGUACUCUGCCGACCGUCUCGCCAAGCUUGGAAAGGCUGCGCAGGAGGGUCUUCUCAGUGUUGAGGAUCGCGCUGGACUUGUCGCUGACACCGGUGCUCUUGCCGCCAGCGGCUACGCUUCCACCACUGGUCUCCUGAACCUCAUUUCCGGAUGGAAGAACGAGCAGGAGUUUGUGGUCUGGGAUGAGAUCACUGCUCGCAUCGGCGCUAUCCGCAGCGCGUGGAUGUUUGAGGAUGAAGCUGUCAAGGAGGCGCUCAAGAAGUUCCAGCGCGACCUUGUUGCGCCCAAGGCUUCUUCCCUCGGCUGGCAGUUCGAUGCCAACGUUGGCCAUGUCGAGCAGCAGUUCAAGGCUCUCAUGUUUGGCUCUGCUGGAACUGCUGGCGACGAGACUGUCGUUGCUGCUGCCAAGGACUUGUUUGCCCGCUUCGCUGCUGGAGAUAAGAAGGCUAUCCACCCUAACUUGAAGGGAUCUGUCUUUGCCAUCGCGCUGCAGAACGGCGGUGAGGCCGAGUGGGAGGUUAUCCACAACACUUACCUCAACCCCAUCAACACUUCGGAGAAGAACACUGCUCUGCGUUCGCUUGGCCGGACAAAGAACCCCAAGCUGAUCCAGAAGACUCUCGACAUGAUUCUCGACGGCAGUGUCCGUACUCAGGACUGCUACCUGCCCAUGGGCGGUCUCCGCACCACUGUCGAGGGAACCCGUGCUCUCUGGGCCUGGGUUGAGGCGCACUGGGACGAGCUCGAGAAGCUUCUUCCUCCUGGUCUGUCGAUGCUUUCUUCGGUCGUUUCGCUUGCGACCGGAGGAUUCGCUAAGGAGGCUGAUGUCGAUGAUAUUGUCAAGUUUUUCGAGUCCCGCAACACGAAGGGAUACGACAAGGGUCUUGCGCAGUCGCUUGAAAGCGUGCGGUCAAAGAUUAAGUGGAUCGAGCGUGAUGGCGAGAACGUCAAGGCUUGGUUGAAGGAGCAUGGAUAUCUCGCUUGA